AACUUGUAUAUAUGAGUGCGUGUCUGUGUUGCAAAUUAUGAGAAAAAGAGUCGUCAAGGAAAUGGGGAGUGAAGAGAGAGCUACUGAAACUAGUGUUCUAGCACUGCCUUUACCUUUCCAGGGCCACAUGAACCCAAUGCUCCAAUUUUCUAAACGUAUAGCCUCCAAAGGAAUCAGAGUGACACUAGUCUCCUUCACCAACAAAGUGUUAAUAGGGGAAAAUGGCCCUAUUAAUGUCGAAGUCUUUCCUGCUUACAGUAGUGAAGAAGAUGAUGGCUAUCUAAACAACUUGCAAGCUACUAUGCGACAAACGUUACCACAGAUCGUUGCAAAACAUAGCGAGUCUGGUUUCCCAGUAAGUUGCGUCAUAUAUGACUCGUUAAUGCCUUGGGUUCUAGACAUAGCUAGACAGCUUGGGCUUCCUGGAGCUUCACUCUUCACGCAGUCUAGUGCCGUUAAUCACAUAUAUUACAAACUUCAUGAAGGGAAGCUUAAUGUUCCUACUGAACAAGUCCUUGUGUCAGUAGAAGGGAUGCCACCACUUGAAAUCUAUGAUCUGCCUAGCUUCUUUUAUGAAUUGGAAAAGUACCCGACCUGCCUAACCUUCAUGGCUAAUCAGUUUUUGAAUAUUGAAGAAGCUGAUUGGGUGUUUUUUAAUACUUUCAACAGCUUGGAAGAUGAGGUGCUGAGAGGGAUGACAAGCCAAUGGCCUGUAAAAUCAAUAGGGCCAACUAUUCCAUCAAUGUAUCUGGACAAGAGGGUGGAAGAUAACAGGGAAUAUGGCAUCAACCUAUUCAAGCCCAAUGUAGAAAAUUGCAUGAAGUGGCUAGACUUAAGGGAAGCUAGCUCAGUAGUUUAUGUAUCCUUUGGGAGCAUAACUGAUUUGGGAGAAAAGCAGAUGCAAGAAUUAGCAAAUGGACUAAAAAGGAGUGGUCAUUAUUUCCUGUGGGUAGUUAAAGAACCAGAAGAGAAAAAACUUCCAAGCAACUUUGUUGAGGAGACAUUGGAAAAGGGUCUGAUAGUGAAUUGGUGCUCUCAGCUAGAAGUUUUAGCUCACAAGUCCAUACGGUGCUUCAUGACUCACUGUGGGUGGAACUCAACACUUGAGGCCUUUAGCUUGGGAGUGCCAAUGGUGGCAAUGCCACAGUGGGCAGAUCAAUCAACUAAUGCAAAAUAUGUUGCUGAUGUUUGGCAUGUUGGGGUUAGAGUAAAGUUAGAUGAAGAGGGAAUAGUUACGGAAGAAGAAAUAGAAUUGCGAAUAAGGGAAGUGAUGGAAGGAGUGAAAGCGAAUGAGAUCAGAAAAAACUCGGAGAAAUGGAAGAAACUCGCCAGAGAAGCAGUAGAUGAAGGUGGGAGUUCUGAGAAGAACAUAGAGGAAUUUGUAGCAGAACUCAUCCGUAGCUCCUCUGCAACCAAAUUGUGAAGUCGUUCCGACCAAAAAGAAAAACAAAUGUAUGAAUCUACAAAUAUAAUAAGUGCAUGUUCUUUUUUUAUA
Messenger RNA from Ricinus communis (castor bean), 1495 nucleotides. RefSeq names its product UDP-glycosyltransferase 74E2. The record is from RefSeq and is a predicted model, not a curated record. The coding region runs from base 38 to 1423 and encodes 461 amino acids. Gene Ontology annotation, molecular function: UDP-glycosyltransferase activity. The transcript is spliced from 2 exons. NCBI's taxonomy places the organism in Eukaryota, Viridiplantae, Streptophyta, Magnoliopsida, Malpighiales, Euphorbiaceae.